Mesitornis unicolor (brown roatelo) is the source of this 1064-nucleotide messenger RNA. RefSeq names its product ankyrin repeat domain-containing protein 40-like. Gene Ontology annotation, molecular function: protein binding. The record is from RefSeq and is a predicted model, not a curated record. NCBI's taxonomy places the organism in Eukaryota, Metazoa, Chordata, Aves, Mesitornithiformes, Mesitornithidae. The annotation marks the transcript as partial. The transcript has 4 exons.
GACCUGCUUGCACUGGGCGUGUAAGCGCAACCACGCUGCGGUGGUGGCGUACCUGCUUCACGCCGGCGCAGACAAGGAGAUCCUCACGAAGAAAGGAGAGCGGCCGGCCCAGCUCACGUCCAAGAGAGAGAUCAGGAAGAUGUUGGGAGUGGAAGAUGAUGAACUCCCAGACUUAAAGAAAGAUUCAUAUCUGCCAAUCAUCCCUAAUUAUCUGGCUAACCCACCUUUCCCGUAUGUUUAUAACACCAUGAGUGACAGCAUCCCAGAUCCCUCUGUGAACGGCAGCAUCUCACACUUGGAACCGCGAGAUACCGACUCCUCCUCCCUACCUGAUGUGGAGACUUACGCCCGUGUCCCAUUCCAGCACGGGAAUGCCGCUCCCAGGGUGGCUGACAAUGGAGGGAUGCUCCCGUCGCUGCCCAGGGGGUGCUCUGUACCACCCUGCUCAAAACCUGCCCUUCAGAGGGGUCCGCUGUACCAGGGGUCUGUGUCUUGGAGCAGAAACCCCCCUUUGCCAGCCGGAUCCAAUCAGGCCGUACCUCAGCAAGAGAACGGCUCCUGUACAGGGCCUGUGCCAGCGUUUCAGCCGGUUUUCUUCACAGGAGCUUUUCCUCUUAAUAUGCAAGAACUGGUGCUUAAAGUUAGAAUUCAAAACCCUAAUCUUAAAGAAAAUGACUUCAUUGAAAUUGAACUGGACAGACAAGAACUGACCUAUAAGGAACUGCUCCGAGUGAGCUGCCGUGAGCUGGGCGUCAACCCUGAGCAUGUGCAGAAGAUCAGAAAAUUACCAAAUACAAUGUUAAGAAAGGACAAAGAUGUUGCAAGGCUACAGGAUUUCCAAGAACUGGAGCUUGUUCUAACAGUAAGCGACAAAAACUUACUUUUCAGAGUCCCAACACUUUCUGAACGGAGUGGUUAUAACAAGAAGGCAUCAGAACUGACAUAUUAAUUGUUUAAAGAAAACAAGAAAACAUUUGUAUCAUUUAAAAUCACAUUUGAAAUACAGUAUCUAUAAGGGCUAAUGAUAUUUUGUUAAUCCUGAAAUAAACUAAAGUGGUUAUGCA